Podospora bellae-mahoneyi is the source of this 2001-nucleotide messenger RNA. RefSeq lists its product as uncharacterized. Gene Ontology annotation, molecular function: transmembrane transporter activity. NCBI's taxonomy places the organism in Eukaryota, Fungi, Ascomycota, Sordariomycetes, Sordariales, Podosporaceae. The record is from RefSeq and is a predicted model, not a curated record. Gene Ontology annotation, cellular component: membrane. The transcript has 2 exons. Gene Ontology annotation, biological process: transmembrane transport. The coding region runs from base 1 to 2001 and encodes 666 amino acids.
AUGGCUGUCGACGCUGACAAGGCCCACAACCGCUCCAACUCAACCACAUCCAAAGCCUCGUACGCUCACCAUGACGAUACAGGCACCGCUUCAUCCCACCAUGGCUCACCAGAGUCUCUCAAGCACCAACGCCUGGAAGCCUCCAGGAAGCUCGCAAACCCCCUCGCUGGUUUGAGCCAUGAACGACUUUACCAGAUGGGCGAGGAGUAUGCCGUUAACGCCGGGCUGACCAGCGAUGAGGACCUCCGCGCUUUCCGUCUCGGUGCAGUUAUCGCUAGCAACCAGACUGACUACAGCUCCAUCCCGGAGCUUACCGAUCGCGAGAGGGAAGUUCUGGAGCGUGAGACAACCCACAAGUGGUCCAACCCCCGGAUGCUUUACUGGGUCAUUGCCAUCUGCUCUCUCUGUGCCGCUGUUCAGGGCAUGGAUGAGACAGUUGUCAAUGGCGCCCAGAUCUUUUACAAGGAAGCCUUUGGAAUCGCUGGGGACACCUGGUUAAUUGGUCUCACUAACGGCGCUCCGUAUUUGUGCUGUGCCAUUGUUGGUUGCUGGGUGACUGAGCCUAUGAAUAAGAGGUUCGGAAGAAGAGGCACCAUCUUCAUCUCUUGUGCUAUUUCGGCGUUGGCAUGCUUCUGGCAGGCGUUUACGAACACCUGGUAUCAUAUGUUUAUCGCACGGUUUUUCUUGGGAUUUGGUAUUGGACCCAAGAGCGCAACUACACCGAUUUUCGCCGCAGAGUGCUCUCCGCCAAGACUGAGAGGAGCCCUGGUCAUGCAAUGGCAAAUGUGGACGGCCUUCGGUAUUAUGAUCGGUUACGUUGCGGACUUGGCCUUCUACCCUGUUCCUGACCGCGGCAUCCCCCUGGGUCUCAACUGGCGGUUGAUGAUGGGUUCCGCCCUCAUUCCAGCCGUCGUUGUCUGUUGUCUCGCCUACGUCUGCCCCGAGUCACCCAGAUGGUAUCUCACCAAGAACCGCCACAAGGAUGCGUUUGCUUCGGUCUGUCAACUUCGCCAUGAGAAAGUCCAGGCGGCCAGGGAUCUGUUUUACACGCACACCCUGCUCAAGGCGGAAGAGCAGACCACGGCCAACAUUGGAACACGCAACCGCAUCAAGGAGGUCUUUACCAUCCGACGCAACAGAAAUGCCAUGAUUGCUUCGGAGAUUGUCAUGUUUAUGCAGCAAUUCUGCGGUGUCAAUGUCAUUGCCUACUUUUCCAGUGAAAUUUUCAGGGAGGCUGGGUAUUCUGAGGUCGAGGCUCUGGCAGCAAGCUUGGGAUUCGGAGUCAUCAACUUCCUGUUUGCUAUACCAGCCUUUUACACCAUCGACACGUACGGCCGGCGCAAUUUACUGCUCACCACCUUCCCGCUGAUGGCACUAUUCAUGUUCUUCACUGGUUUCAGCUUCUGGAUACCAGAAGACAGUCCAGCACACAUCGGGUGUAUCGCUUUGGGAAUCUACCUUUUUGGCAUCGUCUACAGCCCCGGCGAGGGCCCGGUGCCAUUUACCUAUUCAGCAGAAGCAUACCCGCUGUAUAUCCGCGCCAUAGGGAUGAGCUUCGCGACGGCAACGACGUGGUUCUUCAAUUUUGUUCUGGCGCUUACGUGGCCGAGUUUACUGGAGGCGUUCAGGCCGCAGGGCGCUUUUAGCUGGUAUGGGGGUUGGAAUAUUGUUGGGUUUUUCUUGGUGUUGUUUUUGGUGCCUGAGACGAAGGAGAAGACGUUGGAGGAGCUGGAUAGGGUUUUUGAUGUGGAUUUGAGGAGAAUGAUGGCUUUUGGGGCGAGGCAGGCGGGGUGGUUUUGGGGGAGGUACGUGAUGAGGCGGAAGGGGGGGAGGCAGCCGGUUCAUCCGGGGGAGGAGGGGUUGGAUGGGGAUAGUGGGGAGGAGGGAGAGUUUUGGGGGAGAAGAAGGGGGUUGUUGGGGGGAUGGAUGGGGCGGGGAGGGUUUGAUGCUGGAUGGGAGGUGGGUGUUCGGGAUAAUUACUGGGUUGGAUUUACUAAUUGA